GGUUGGAUCAACAGGACCAUCUGCAACAUGUCAGCAGAGUUGCCUUGUGAGAGAGGGGCAUAGCAAACCGCGAGAAAUCUUGCCGCUGCGACGAGCAGACCCGAUCCGUUGAAGAGCCACAGAAAAGCGACCAUUAGGGGUAUUGCUCUUUUCAAGUCACAACUGGAGAAAGCAAGUGCGGUCAAAAGGCAAUUGACGACUGCACGCCGGAGUACUUCACUCAACGACACGCCAUCGCGGCCAAUGGCCGAACAUCAGAUGGCUAGCAGCUUGCGGUCCUUCCAAUAUCAAUCGCUAGAUCCAGAAAAGAAAGAAGUUCGACUCAUCGAAAUAGCACCUCUGGAGACAGAAGGCCUGGGGUCUACGGCGGACUUACCAGUUCGCUGUCGCCUGAAUCACGCCAGCCUCAACGAGGGGCAGUCCUACGUGGCGGUUUCAUACGCAUGGGGAGAUGCCGAGAUCACGAAGGACAUCCGAGUGGAGGACCAGUGGGUUCAAGUUACCACAAACUUAGAAGCAGCUCUGAGACGAUUGGCUUCUCGACGAAUUACCGAGAAUCUCGGAUCAACCUUUUGGAUCGAUGCCUUGUGUAUUGACCAGCAAAACGAAGCAGAGAAAGCCCAGCAAGUAUCUUACAUGAGAGAAAUCUACCGCAACGCUACAAAAACCUUCAUUUGGCUCGGCCUGGCAAGCUUGGACAGUGACCUUGCAAUGAAUACUCUUUUCGAAUUGAACAAUUUGGUGGAGUCGGGGGCUUUUGCUGUCAUGUCCUGGUCCGAAUUCCCCUUCACUGAGACCGCCGUGAAUCCGAUGGUGGACAAGGUCCAGACUAUGCUUAGAGGAAUAAUCGGAGAGCUUUGUCACAACAAGUCUGCAAGAUUAAACGCCAUCGGCUCUUUGUUCGAGCGAGCCUGGUUCGAGCGUGUCUGGGUGAUACAGGAACGCGUGCUGUCAAAAGACUGUGUGGUCUGUUGCGGUGAUACCUGGACCUCUUGGGAUGCAUUCUACAACGGAUUCUGGGUGCUAUGCGGCGUGCGCGACUAUCUGAACAUCGUCGGCUCGGGCACGGGGAUGCGAGACAGCUCUACGCUGGUGACUUUUCUCACAGCGGCUCUCGAUAGGGUGACUCCCGUUGCCUUCACUCGCCCAAACUGCUCGCUAUUCACCCUUUUCUCCUUGCUCUCAAGAAUGGCAAAUAAAGCUCAACUCCAGGCCUCCGAUCAACGAGACUACGUCUUCUCUCUGUUGGGUCUGAUUACCUCUGAUUUGAGCCCGUCAAUUCCAGUCCAGUACAACAAAGAUUGGCAAACGACUCGGACGGAGGUAGCUAAAGCCUGUCUGAUCUACUAUGGCCCAAGAAUGCUAUCAUUUGCAGGGUUUGGGGGUGUUCACACUUGUCCCGCAAGUAUGGUAUAUCAAAGCAAACCGUCAUGGGCACCCGACUGGUCCUCGAAAUUUCUGGCGCAGCCGUUACACGUUCCAUCCAUUUUCAUAGUGCGAGGCCAAAACAAAGAAAGAGCAUACACGGCCUCCGGAUUACUCUCUCAGUCUCUCUCAGCGGCAUUCUCGGACGAGAAUCGGUUCAUUACGAACUCGCUAUCGUUGAAGGCUAUGAAAGUCGGCAAGAUCGUCAAACAAGGAGAGCCUUUCGUAAGAUUGAAUGGGUUGAACGCGGGUGAGGCAGAUGGGCUUCAACAGUCAUUAUUGCUCAGAUGGCUCGAUGAUCUUGGUUCCACAUUGGCAGGAAUUAAUGCAGUCUACAAUACCGAUGAAGCACUGAGAGAGGCGUUGUGGAGAACACCAAUCGCUGAUCGAGAGUUUGCAUUCAACUGGGAGACGGAAAGGGCAUCUGGUGAAAUGUUCAUGUCAUACCAAGCUUUGCGACAAGGGAAACACUUCGAGGGCAUGAAGUACAUGAAUGUUGCACUUGCCAAACUCAUCGGGAGACGCCCCUUCGUAACUGACGGAGGAUAUGUCGGACUCGCGCCAAUGGCAGCAUCAGUGGGCGAUCAUGUGUGGAUAAUUAUUGGCGCAGACGCACCGUUCAUCACUUCGACUCGCUCAUGUAUUUGGACUGGAUAUUCCCAAAUUGUUGGCGAGGCGUACGUUCAUGGUAUAAUGGAUGGCGAGCUCUUGCAGGGGACCAUUGAGCUACAGACACUUGAUCUAACGUAGAUCGAUACUUCCUCAUCACAAGAUACGUG
This is a messenger RNA of Colletotrichum acutatum, 2204 nucleotides long. Its product is annotated as heterokaryon incompatibility protein-domain-containing protein. The record is from RefSeq and is a predicted model, not a curated record. Bases 244 to 2175 code for a protein of 643 amino acids. Lineage: Eukaryota; Fungi; Ascomycota; Sordariomycetes; Glomerellales; Glomerellaceae. The transcript has a single exon.